Podarcis lilfordi (Lilford's wall lizard) is the source of this 228-nucleotide messenger RNA. NCBI's taxonomy places the organism in Eukaryota, Metazoa, Chordata, Lepidosauria, Squamata, Lacertidae. The record is from the annotation of a GenBank genome assembly.
CUUCAUGCUUUUCUUAGAAGCAUCUCAUUCAACAACAGUGCUGGUGACAAAGUGUCCUUUGAUGAGAAGGGUGAAUUGUUAGCUGGAUUUGAUAUUAUCAAUUGGGUCACUUUCCCAAACAAAUCUUUCCUAAAAGUGAAAGUAGGAAGAAUGGAGCCUCAAGAACCACUGGACGGACAGAUCUCCAUCAAUGAGACAAUGAUUACAUGGCACAACCAAUUGAACCAG